AUGAUGGGACAAGUCUCAGAGGUCUCUGUUAAGGAACAUGUACUUCAUCAAAAGAAGCUUGCUCAAGUUUGGUUUAAGGUUGAGUUUUCUAUUGAGGAUAAAAUCACUUUGAUUCGAGAAGUAGGCAUUAUGCGAACUGGGGCUUCUAUGGAAUUUGAAUUUGCUUAUGGUGGAUUAGAAAAAUUAUGUAGUACAUGCGGUAGUCUCCAGCACAGCUAUGAAGUCUGCCCUAGAGCUUCUGCGCUCUCCUCUUCUGAGGCAGCUUUCAUGGAUAUAGCAAUAGGUAGCAAUAACCCUUAUGUAACAGCCUCAGAGAUACUUCAGGCAAUUGAAGGUUUCAAUAAGGGUAAGGAUAUUGGAGAGAGCCGGACACCAGCAAGAUCAAUCUCAACAGCUCUUGUUAGUGUUAACUCUGCUCCUGUUGAAGUUAAACAUCAAGACCCAGCAGAAUCCUCUCUGGCAAUUGUGGAUCAAGGUGAUCCUGCAGAUUCUUCUAUAGUAGAUGCUUCUCAUGGUACCAAGCGCAAAGCACCUGAUACAUUUAGUGAUGAUGAUCCUUCUCCAAAUAAAAAGCAAACAGCUAAACCUAGUAUCUACACCAAAUUUGUAUCAAACUGA
Molecule: messenger RNA, 618 nt
Organism: Arabis nemorensis
Lineage: Eukaryota; Viridiplantae; Streptophyta; Magnoliopsida; Brassicales; Brassicaceae
Source: the annotation of a GenBank genome assembly